CUUACUUUGCGCCGUUCUUCCAUUGAUUUGCAUUUUAUUGUGGGUUAGCACACGAUAGCAGGUUUGGAAAUCCCACCAACAUUCACAUAUUUACUGGAACUACGGUAGAUUUCCGUGGAGAGGCAGCAAACCAGUAUGAAUAGUACUUGCGGAUCAUCAUUACUUACGUUUUCGAAAUGCUAGCAGUUACUGAAUGAUAUCGAUAUACAAGGAAACAAGGAAAACUUGUGCCGUCUGAGGACAGGGAAGUUACCAAAAGAAAUGACAAGAAAAUGGAAAUGUUGAAGCAUGCAUCAGUCACAUUUCCAGACUGAUUCGGUUGGAGGUUCGAAGCAGUCAGCGAGAACCCACAGCACACUUUUGUCUCGGAACGAAAAACGCCAAAGAUCGUCUAGCUCGUUCACGUCUACUAGCCAUGAUCAUCAUCAUGCUGGAGGAUUUGGGAUAGUGGUAAGACCACGAAGCCAAAAAUCUGCAUCACCUAUAGUCAACCAACAUCGACACCACCAGUCAAAUGAAGGUAACCUCUCGACACAUCGCAGAGUGUCGAGGAAAACACGUUCCGAGUUAAGGCAAGGACAGUAUGCCUUUGAAGGGAGAAACUCCGGACAUUCCAGAUCUUUAGACGCAUAUACGGCUCAUCUGCUUGCACAUGCACAAACAGCGGAUGAACACGAACCCAUGGUUAACACGGAUAAUGUCAAGCAUUUGGUGCUCCAAUCUGCUGAUAUCGGCGAAUCAGGAUGUAUGAAUCCUAUACAUGGCAAACGAAUGCGAAAAAGACAGAGGCAGCGAUUGGUUUCUGCUGUGCAAUCAAAGAGAUGCCUGACGCAGAGAGAUGCAAACAUUCCUGAAUCUCUACUCGAAAACCUACUGGGAAUUGAUGCCAUGGAAGUGCUCACGUCAUUGCAAUCGGGUCCCGGGCCGUUUUCGUCCUCUCCAACUGUACAAUCUCAGUCACCUCGCCCUGGUUGGGUCACUCCGUUCCAGCACAACUGCCUUCGUUCUCUUGCUAGCAUGUUGGUUUGCCCACACACUGUGGUACCAAUCACUGUGGGAUUGUUUAGUAGAUCCCCGGGGAUGAACGAAAAUAUCUACUUACAAACAUUAAGCGACGAAAUCGCCGUGUUAACCUCCAUAAACCCAUACCACAUUCCUGGAAAUCGAAUUAAAUUUAACUUCAGCGCCAGCCUUCUUCCGCUUUUAAUUGUUCUCUUGACCGGUUACCUUCUGGGACUGACCCUUGGAUGGCAGCUUGGACUCGCAGUGGCUUUGACAGGCUCCCUGCUCUACGCGAUUGUUUGCUGCAUAAUAUUCUACGGAGUGCGAGCCAAAAGAACGCCAAACUGGAUCCAGUUUUCAGAAACCUUGUCACGGUACAUGCGAGGCUGCUAUCUGCUACUCAAUAUACUCUUCUGCAGAGUGCCCCCGGUUUCCAACAUUGCCCAACCUGUGAAGCUUUUACCAAUCAGCUUAGAUGUGAGCAACUGUGUCAGUGCAAUAAACGCGGUCGCACUAAUGACUGAAAAGCUGUGGAUGUACAUGGAACAGAAGUAUGGGAAACUGGCAGUUCGGAUGCAGUGGGCCAGUAAAGAUGUGUACGAUGAUUCUUGCCAAACGUAUCGCAAAUGUUGCUGCUUGCCAUUGUGGCUAUGGUUCACAGUCUACUUAGCAUCCUCCCUCAGUUUGGCCACACUCCUAGCUGUUCCGAGGCAAUCGAAGACAGACUUGCGCUCUGCCGUGCAAGCAACUCCUCAGAGUAAACCAGGCUCCAAAUCUUUGGUUAGCGACGCUUAUGUGAGCCACAACUGGAUGCAUAUUACAGCGAUCACCUGUGGAGUGCUGGCUGGCAUCAGUCUGUUUGUACUCAUUGUCGCUGCUUGCCCAUCGCUAAUUAACCUCAUAAGAGGUCGUCCAUUUCAACGGGGUGCCCAGCGUAUGCGAUGGAAAGAUGACGGAAAAUUACACGAGCCACUGUUUGAUGAAUGCUACAGUAGAGCAACCGGAAUGUUCGAUCCCACUUGCAUGCGAAAAAAUGGCGGGGUUUCUAUUGAACGCUGCAUGAUGUGUCCACGUGAAUGCGCCUUCCAUCUUCAUUCUGACCUGGAUUCGACAGUUACAUCAACCGCUGCAGCAAACCAGUGGCGGAGCACAGUUCGAUCGAAUAGGGAGAAAAAGGCUGAUUUAGGUGGUAAAUCUGAAUGGAUAAGAACUAGUUUGGACGUAGAACAUCGAAAUGAUGUUAGCAAGAGUGAUGCUGCAGUUGAUGACUUCUCCGAGAGCAGUCCACUAACGGAAGAGGACGAAAAUGACGAAUUCAGUAGCGAGGAGCAAGACGAAAUAAAACAUGUCGAAGAGUCUGAGACAUGCAUACACAGUGAACCUGUACUCUUUAAUUCUGGAGAAGAACUGAUCCCGAAUCUGAACAAGUGCAAAGCAACCUCACUUAGAGACACUUCGAAUGAUCUAAGCGGAAAGAACAGGAAAGCAACAGAAGCAAAAACACUUGCUAGGUGGAAAAAGGUGAUCAAGAAAGGCCUCCUUGAAGGUUGUAAAUGUCUAUCCAUGAUCGAUGCACGUGCAGGAGGACGACAGACACGCGUCAUAAUCAGUAUCACUGGGACAGGGGUUCCAUUUGUUCAGGUGGAUCCACUAGGAAAAUUAUCCGCAUUGAUCCGCCUUAUUGAUAAAUUACUAAUGCAACCUCCUGGUGGCGGUACAAGCGGUGACGUGAACUUAGUAUCAAAACCCUUUUCUUCCAACGACCAUACAAAAGACCCAUCCAACCUCAGACGCAUAAGGGAAGCUGUGCCCAACCAAUGGACCCCCAACGUAAUAGUUCUACUGACGGCUUCUGUGCCAACUUCCGAUGCCACUAAGCAGCAUAUAUCAAAUGCACCGGAUGGUCUUCCUCCUGAAUUUAGACGGCCAUCCUUACUGGAUGCAUCGAUACAGUGGAGUAACUUCAAAGUUUGGUGGUCUAUUCAUCACUAUUGUCAUCUACCAAUUUACAUUGAAGAGCAGCCCCCUGGCUUUUUUGUGAAUGAGGCAUCAGAGCGACGUCAGUUGUUUGAACAUUGCGGUGGUUUCACGAUUUCACCCUUUACGAAGUUACCGCCGGAUAGUACUCUGUUGAAUUUGUACGCAGAAACCCAUGAAUUAGCGAUUUUGAACAGAAAACAUCUCCGUCAUUUGCUCACCAUGACUGCCUUUGUGGGUCGAAUGAUUAUCCUCGACCGAUUAUUGACCUGGCAAAAUAAUUCACUUUGUGGUCGACCCCAUUGUUUCCUGAGCUUAGGAGACCUGGACUGGUGCGUGAAUGCACUGGUUACAUGGUUGUGCCUGGUGAAACACUGGCCUUUUCAUGCAGCGUGGCUUGCCAUUUUUAUUGAAGAACAACUUCGUUCCGAUGAGAAUGUCAGCAGAGUUGAACUGCAUCGCACCGGAAGCCAAAAAUCUCGUAAUCUACCUGAAGAUAGUCAAAGUUUUCCAGAUGUUCGUCUAUCAACUAGCAACCUGCACGGUACACGAGCAGCAACGCUAAGUAUGGAAACCACUUUGUCCCAACUUCACCUUCGUGUGCUGAAAAGACUAGCUUUCGCAGUAGAAGCGGCCAGACAGAAAGCACUCUCCGCUUCCGUUAUCGCAACGGAACAUGGAGAUGGCGAUUCAAGACGGCCAAUUCAAAUGUAUUCUCCCCGAGUGAUAAGCACACUUGAAAUGUGCAAUCUUGCCCUGCGUGACAGGAACCCACGUCGACUGGCCGAAUUCCUGCAACAUAGCGAGAAAGAUCGCUUCUCAGAUGCGGAUUGUCAUGAGGCACCGCGAACGUGUUCACCUUUCGAUGCCGGUCAGGUGACAGUCGGUCACCUCCUACGGAUAAUGAAACUAACGCCCUUCCUCAAUCCUCAUAUUUCAGCGUGGAUAAGAGAUAUUUCCUCAACAAAGCAUAUCUCAACUGAAUCCGUGAAUGAAGAAAAAUCAAAUUCAGGUAAGCAGCCCGUUUUUGAAUUGAGUUUGCCCGCUUAA
Molecule: messenger RNA, 4029 nt
Organism: Dicrocoelium dendriticum
Lineage: Eukaryota; Metazoa; Platyhelminthes; Trematoda; Plagiorchiida; Dicrocoeliidae
Source: the annotation of a GenBank genome assembly